Fusarium vanettenii 77-13-4 is the source of this 1023-nucleotide messenger RNA. RefSeq lists its product as uncharacterized. Gene Ontology annotation, molecular function: NAD binding; NADP binding; 3-hydroxyisobutyrate dehydrogenase activity. Bases 1 to 1023 code for a protein of 340 amino acids. Gene Ontology annotation, cellular component: mitochondrion. NCBI's taxonomy places the organism in Eukaryota, Fungi, Ascomycota, Sordariomycetes, Hypocreales, Nectriaceae. The record is from RefSeq and is a predicted model, not a curated record. The transcript has 2 exons. Gene Ontology annotation, biological process: L-valine catabolic process.
AUGGCGGCUCAACACGACUUACCGAACGGCAGCCUAAAUGGCGUCAGUUCCAAAUCUUUCGGCUUUAUCGGGCUCGGGAUUAUGGGAUGGGGCAUGGCUAAGAAUCUGAGGGCCAAGAUUCCCGCCGAGUCUGUGCUCAACGUUUGCGAGAUCAACAAAGCUCGACUGGAUGAGUUUGUAUCCUCAACAUCCGGCAAGAUUCAAGUUUGUAACAGUCCGCUCGAGGUGGCUCAAAGCAGUGAUGUGAUUAUUACCAUGCUGCCUCGCGGAGAGCACGUUCUUCAAGUCUUUACAAACCCAAAGAAUGGUCUUCUCUCAACGGCUUCUGGGACUAAGACCUUCAUCGACUGCUCUACCAUUGAAGUGAAGACGUCAAAGGAAGUGGCCGCCGCGGUAGAAAAGUCCGGCCGUGGAGUGUUUGCCGACGCUCCUGUCUCGGGAGGACAAGGCGGCGCCAACGGAGGCACCCUAACCUUCAUGGUAGGUAGCACACCAGAAGUCUUUGACACAAUCAAGCCCAUUCUAGAGAAGAUGGGCAAACCGGAAAACAUCUUUCACUGUGGUGGCUCCGGUGCUGGACUGGCUACGAAGCUCAUCAACAACUACCUCUCCGCCAUCAACAUGAUUGGAGUCUGCGAAGGCAUGAACAUGGGCCGACUGUACGGCCUGGACCCUGCUCUUCUUGCUGGAGUUAUAAACAGCUCUACGGGAAUGUCGCGGAACAGUCGGGAACAGAACCCAGUGAAGGGUGUCUCAUCUGUAGCGUCUUCGGCCACCGACUUUGAGGGCGGUUUCUCUACUGAGCUCUGCCACGGCGUUCUACAGAUGUCGAUGGAGCUCGGUGAGCAACUUGGUGCUAAGAGCAUGUUGGCACCAGUGGUUAAGAACAUGUACGAUUGUGCUGUUCAAAGCGACAAGUGCCGUGGAAAGGACUUUAGGAGUAUUUACCGGCUGUUUUCCGAGGAUGAAGGACAGGAGUUGCCAGUGCUGAGUCCGAACAAGCUCAAUGGGAAGAAGGAGUAA